Messenger RNA from Ficedula albicollis (Collared flycatcher), 924 nucleotides. Its product is annotated as proline-rich protein 2-like. The record is from RefSeq and is a predicted model, not a curated record. The transcript has 2 exons. Lineage: Eukaryota; Metazoa; Chordata; Aves; Passeriformes; Muscicapidae. Bases 1 to 924 code for a protein of 307 amino acids.
AUGGAUGGCCCUUGGAGCGGCUCCCGGCCCUCCCGCCUGCCUGCCCGGAAAACAAUCCCCAUGCAGCGUGAGAAGGGGCUGGGGCUGGGCCAGCGCCUCGGGAAUGGCGAGAUGAGUCAGUGCAGGAGGGCCGGAGUGGCCCUGCACUGCGUCAUGGGCAGCCAGAAUGUUCCAGAGCCCCCAGCCCCUGGUCACCCACCGGCCAGCAUGUUCCAGAUCCCCCCAGCCCCUGGGCACUCAUCAGCCAGAAGGUUCCAGAGCCCCCAGCCCCUGGGCACUCAUCAGCCAGAAGGUUCCAGAGCCCCCAGCCCCUGGGCACUCAUCAGCCAGAAGGUUCCAGAGCCCCCAGCCCCUGGGCACUCAUCAGCCAGAAGGUUCCAGAGCCCCCAGCCCCUGGGCACUCAUCAGCCAGAAGGUUCCAGAGCCCCCAGCCCCUGGGCACUCAUCAGCCAGAAGGUUCCAGAGCCCCCAGCCCCUGGGCACUCAUCAGCCAGAAGGUUCCAGAGCCCCCAGCCCCUGGGCACUCAUCAGCCAGAAGGUUCCAGAGCCCCCAGCCCCUGGGCACUCAUCAGCCAGAAGGUUCCAGAGCCCCCAGCCCCUGGGCACUCAUCAGCCAGAAGGUUCCAGAGCCCCCAGCCCCUGGGCACUCAUCAGCCAGAAGGUUCCAGAGCCCCCAGCCCCUGGGCACUCAUCAGCCAGAAGGUUCCAGAGCCCCCAGCCCCUGGGCACUCAUCAGCCAGAAGGUUCCAGAGCCCCCAGCCCCUGGGCACUCAUCAGCCAGAAGGUUCCAGAGCCCCCAGCCCCUGGGCACUCAUCAGCCAGAAGGUUCCAGAGCCCCCAGCCCCUGGGCACUCAUCAGCCAGAAGGUUCCAGAGCCCCCAGCCCCUGGGCACUCAUCAGCCAGAAUAUUUGCCUUGGGUUUGA